This is a messenger RNA of Neomonachus schauinslandi (Hawaiian monk seal), 339 nucleotides long. Its product is annotated as 60S ribosomal protein L34-like. Lineage: Eukaryota; Metazoa; Chordata; Mammalia; Carnivora; Phocidae. Gene Ontology annotation, cellular component: ribosome. Bases 1 to 339 code for a protein of 112 amino acids. Gene Ontology annotation, molecular function: structural constituent of ribosome. The record is from RefSeq and is a predicted model, not a curated record. The transcript has 2 exons. Gene Ontology annotation, biological process: translation.
AUGCUCCAGCAUUUGGCAUAUCGUCGUAGGCUUUUCUACAGUACAAUCUCGAACAAAAUGAGGCUGUCUCGAACCCCUGCUAAUAGAAUCAUUUACCUUCAGAUCAAGAAGGUUGGGAAGGCUCCAAACUCCACAUGUGGCGUGUGCCCAGGCCACCUUCGAGGCGUUUACGCCCCGACACCUACAGUUCAUAGGAGGUUGUCUAAGGUUAAAAAAAAACACAUCAGCAGGGCUGAUGGUGCUUCCAUGUGCGCUAAAUGUGUCUGUGACGGGAUCAAGCAGGCUUUCCUUAUCGAAGAGCAGAAAAUCAUUGUGAAAAUGCUAGAGACACAAGCAUAG